Molecule: messenger RNA, 2127 nt
Organism: Cyprinodon variegatus (sheepshead minnow)
Lineage: Eukaryota; Metazoa; Chordata; Actinopteri; Cyprinodontiformes; Cyprinodontidae
Product: sodium/calcium exchanger 1-like
Exons: 4
Coding region: 250-2127 (625 amino acids)
Biological process (GO): cell communication; sodium ion transmembrane transport; calcium ion import across plasma membrane
Cellular component (GO): axon; postsynapse; sarcolemma
Molecular function (GO): calcium:sodium antiporter activity
Source: RefSeq, a predicted model, not a curated record
UUUAUCUGCGCUGUAUUCAACCCUCAGACAAAAACAUCCAGAGCAGAUAAAGCAUCAACAUCUGGGGGCUCUAAAGAACACUUUCCAGUUUUCCCCACCAGGUUAACUGGUCUACAAACACGAGCAGCAUGAGGGAGAAGUUUAUCUCCUGAGGCAACAACUUCUACACAGGGCUGACUCGCUGACAACUGCAUCCAGAGGUACUGUCUAAGGACUUUCAAAUGUGACAUAUUACCGCUCCAACAUUAGAUGACUCCAAAUAUGAUCAUGACUUCACACAAGUGCUCCAUAAUUUUACUCCGGCCCGCCACUCCAUGGAUGUUUAUCACCUUUUUAUUGGUUCUUCUUCCUGGAGUCACUCAUCUCUCCCACGGCAGCUCGAGCCAUGAAGACAUCAGCGACGCCCCGAAAAACUGCUCCAGCGAGGACAAUUGUUCGGAGGGAGUGGUGCUGCCAAUGUGGAACCCACAGAACCCUGCGGUCGGCGACAAGGUGGCCCGCGCCAUUGUAUACUUUGCGGCUCUCAUAUACAUGUUCCUAGGUAUGUCCAUCAUCGCAGACCGUUUCAUGUCGUCUAUCGAGGUCAUCACCUCUCAAGAAAAGGAGAUCACCAUCAAAAAGGCGAAUGGUGAAACCACGACGACCACUGUGCGCAUAUGGAAUGAGACCGUAUCGAACCUGACCUUGAUGGCUCUGGGUUCCUCAGCACCAGAGAUCCUGCUCUCUGUUAUUGAAGUAGUCGGUCAUAACUUUGAAGCUGGAUCUCUGGGGCCUAGCACCAUCGUGGGCAGUGCAGCAUUCAACAUGUUCAUCAUUAUCGCCAUUUGUGUCCACGUGGUGCCAGAAAGUGAGACCCGCAAGAUAAAACACCUGAGGGUGUUCUUUGUCACUGCUGCCUGGAGCGUGUUUGCUUACAUCUGGCUGUACCUCAUCCUGUCUGUGUUCUCUCCUGGAGAGGUAGAGGUUUGGGAGGCAGUCCUUACCUUCCUAUUCUUCCCCAUCUGUGUUCUGCAAGCCUGGAUUGCAGACCGCCGCCUGCUCUUCUACAAGUAUGUCCACAAACGUUACCGGGCAGACAAGACCCGUGGCAUCAUCAUUGAAUCUGAAGGUGAUGCCAUGUUUACUAAAAUGGACCUGGAGAUGGAUGGACAGGGUGCAAACUCACACAACAAGGAUGCUCUGGAUGGGAUGCUGGAGGGGGUGGAGGAGGGUGGAGGCAUGAGCGCCGAGCAAGACCAGGAGGAGGAGGCCCGUCGGGAGAUGGCACGCACCCUGAAAGAUUUAAAACAAAGGCAUCCAGACAAAGAUAUGGAGCAGCUGAUAGAGAUGGCCAACUACCAAGUGCUGGUCCAGCAGCAGAAGAGCCGGGCCUUCUAUCGUAUUCAGGCCACACGCAUGAUGAUUGGAGCAGGGAACAUUCUGAAAAAACAUGCUGCUGACCAGGCCAGGAAGGUAGUGAGCUGUCAUGAGGCUAGCGGGCAGGAGGAAGAUCCCAACACCAUUUACCUGCAGUUUGACCCCUCUCACUACCAGUGCUUUGAGAACUGUGGUUCCCUGAAGUUGACGGUCAGUCGCCAUGGAGGAGAGGCUGGCUGCACAGUUAAGGUGGACUACAGGACUGAGGAUGCCACAGCCACUGCAGGCUCAGACUACGAGUUUGCUGAGGGCACUUUGGUCUUCAAGCCUGGCGAGACUACCAAAGACUUCACCGUAGGAGUCAUAGACGAUGACAUCUUUGAGGAGGAUGAGCACUUUUACGUGCGCCUCAGUAAUCCCCGUAUUGUCCACCGGGCUGAGGUCUCCAUCCUGGAGCCCAACUCCAUCACCUCCAGCAACAGCACCGUUGGCAUCUCCUCACACGUUCCUCCAAAGGCCGCCCUAGGGAACGCUCCAGUCGCCACAGUCACCAUCUACGAUGACGACCAUGCUGGCAUUUUCACGUUUGAGAGCAGCUCCACCAGGGUGAGCGAGAGCGUCGGCAACAUGCAGGUAAAGGUGCACAGGACGUCCGGGGCUCGGGGGAAGGUGGCUGUGCCUUACCAUACCGUCGAGGGCACCGCCAAAGCUGGGGAGGACUAUGAAGAGGUCUCCGGAAAGCUGGAGUUUCAGAACGAUGAGACCAUGUGA